This is a messenger RNA of Racocetra persica, 523 nucleotides long. Lineage: Eukaryota; Fungi; Glomeromycota; Glomeromycetes; Diversisporales; Gigasporaceae. The record is from the annotation of a GenBank genome assembly.
UUUAUCAUCCAAAAAGCUACGCUCAAAAUUACAACCACCACCAUCUACAUCACCACAAAUGCUACUAGUUUUAUCAUCUUUGCUAUCACCACAAGCGCAACCACUGUCACCAGAUAUACAAAUAUCACAACAAUCACUACAAGCACAACUUAUACAACUACAACAAUCACCACCUCAAGUACAACAAUUACCACAAGCACAACUUAUGCAACUACUACCACCGCAAGUACAACUAUCACAACAAUCACCAUAUCAAGUACAACAAUCACCACAAGCACAACUUAUACAACCACCAUCACAAGUACAACUACUACAACAAUUACUACCACUAUUGCAACAUUCUCAAUUGAUUUUAUCACCAUUUUCAUUACAACAAUCAUUUUUAUCAUCAAUACCAAUACCACAAUACAAUUGGGCUUUUAGAGCUCAACCAUUUCAAUCGUAUCAACCAACUUUAUAUAAUCUGUAUCAAACAUUGCCUUAUAUUUCAACACAGUCUUAUGCUAUUCAAUCUAAUCUAUAU